This is a messenger RNA of Neltuma alba, 1272 nucleotides long. Its product is annotated as phospholipase A1-IIgamma-like. The transcript has 2 exons. Gene Ontology annotation, molecular function: glycerophospholipid phospholipase A1 activity. Lineage: Eukaryota; Viridiplantae; Streptophyta; Magnoliopsida; Fabales; Fabaceae. The record is from RefSeq and is a predicted model, not a curated record. The coding region runs from base 1 to 1272 and encodes 423 amino acids. Gene Ontology annotation, biological process: lipid metabolic process.
AUGGGCUGCACUAUUGCCAGCAAAACCUUGCAUCCUCAGAAGGUGGUUGAUCAACUUGAAGAAGAAGAAAAGAUGGUCAGGCCUGGAAGUAGCAUUGCCACUAACUGGAGAGAACUUAGUGGCCAACAUCACUGGAAGGAUUUGCUUGACCCACUUGAUAUUGAUCUUCGCAAGUACAUAAUACACUAUGGAGAAAUGGCUCAGGCUACUUAUGAUGCUUUUAUCCCUGAUAAAACAUCUAAAUAUGCAGGAAGGAGCCGUUAUGGGAAAACAGACUUCUUUUCCAGGGUGGGUUUGGAAAACGGGAAUCCUUUCAAGUAUGAGGUAACAAAGUUCCUAUACGCAACCUUAGAAACUGGUUUUCCUAUAUUUGGUGAUCAUGUUGAAGAAUCAAGUUGGAUAGGAUAUGUUGCUGUGGCCACGGACGAAGGCAAAGCCGUGUUAGGGAGGAGGGACAUUGUAAUUGCUUGGAGAGGAACUGAUCAGAUCAAGGAAUGGAUUAAGGAUUUUCAGUUUUUUCUAAGUGACGCUCCAUAUAUUUUUGGACAUGAAGUAAAGUGUAAAGUACAUCGAGGAUUUUAUUCCAUUUAUACAGCAAAGAAUUCAUCGGCCUUAAACAGAAAUAGCGUCAGAACCGAGGUCUUAACUGAGGUCAGAAGACUUGUGAAUAAAUUUAAGGAUGAACAGAUUAGCAUAACAAUAACUGGUCAUAGUUUAGGGGCAGCACUUGCAACACUAAAUGCAUUGGACAUAGUUGCUAACGGCUUUAAUAUUCAAGGAGAUGGAUCUCAAAAGGCUUGUCUUGUCACAGCAUUUGUGUUCGCCAGUCCUCGAGUUGGAGAUUCAAAAUUCUCUAAGUUUUUCACUGCUCAAAAGGAUCUGCGAACACUACGUGUUCGGAAUAAAGAAGACAUUGUCCCCAGGCUACCUUUCUUGCAUUAUGCAGAAGUGGGAGAAGAGUUAGAAAUCGAUAUUAUGAAAUCCAACUUCAUAAAGCAUGUUGGGGGAGUCAACUUCAAGAUGUGGCAUAAUUUGGAGCUUUACUUACAUGGAAUAGCAGGAACACAAGGGAGGAAGGGAGGAUUCAAAUUAGAAGUUAAAAGGGAUAUUGCACUCGUUAACAAGAGCUUGGAUGCUUUGAAGCAUGAGUAUCACAUUCCCAAGUCAUGGAGAAUAGACGAAAACAAAGGAUUGGUACAACAACCUGAUGGUACUUGGAAGAUGCAGGGUCCUGAUUCUGAUGAGGGCGAUGAUUUUCUUGUCAAUCAGUGA